AUGUACGAAUACGAAGCCUUUAAUGAUCCGAUGCAGCGUCCUCGCUACACCGGAAUAUCCACAUUUAUGCGUGCACCGCAUUCGGAAAGUUGGGACAAUGUCGAUAUAGGUUUGGUGGGAGUUCCUUUUGAUGGUGGCGUUACCAAUCGUACCGGCGCCAGACACGGUCCCCGAGAAAUCAGAAACCAGUCGAGUCUGAUGAGACGCAAGAAUCAGUCGUCUGGAAUCUGCCCUUACGACCUUUGCAACAUCGCAGACUUGGGAGACGCCUGGAUUCAGAAGCCAUUUCACCUUGAAGAAAGUCUGGAUGAAAUCGAAUACUAUUUCAGUCAGAUUCAUAAACGCGGUAUUGUGCCUGUUUCUGCGGGCGGUGAUCACUCGGUCACCCUUCCGAUCUAUCGUGCAAUUGCGUGUGAACACACGGUCGGCAUGGUACAUUUCGAUGCCCACUGCGAUACCGGGGAUGACUAUCUCGGCUCUAAGUUUCAUCACGGCGCCCCUUUCAGAAGAGCGGUAGAGGAAGGAUUGCUGGAUCCAAAGCGAACCAUUCAGAUCGGAAUCCGCGGCAGUCUGAAUGAUCUGGAUAUCUGGAAAUUCAGUCACGAUACCGGUAUGCGAGUGGUUUACAUGGAAGAAUUUGCAGAAAGGGGGUGGAAGUCAAUCAUGGAGGAAGCGCGAAACAUCGUCGGCGACGGCCCGACUUAUAUCAGUUUCGAUGUAGACGGGCUGGAUCCGGUCUAUGCGCCAGGCACCGGAACGCCAGAAGUCGGAGGGUUUACCACUCUCGAAGCGCAGAUGAUGAUUCGUUCUCUUCAGGGGCUGAAUCUUAUAGGCGGCGAUGUUGUCGAAGUAGCUCCACCGUUUGAUCCUUCGGGUAAUACCGCCUUGGUAGGAGCAACUAUGAUGUUCGAGAUUUUAUGUGUCGUAGCUGAUUCUGUCGGUCAGCGACUUAAACUUGAAGAGUGA
This is a messenger RNA of Geodia barretti, 966 nucleotides long. Lineage: Eukaryota; Metazoa; Porifera; Demospongiae; Tetractinellida; Geodiidae. The record is from the annotation of a GenBank genome assembly.